Molecule: messenger RNA, 633 nt
Organism: Nezara viridula (southern green stink bug)
Lineage: Eukaryota; Metazoa; Arthropoda; Insecta; Hemiptera; Pentatomidae
Source: the annotation of a GenBank genome assembly
AUGCGUGGGGGUGGCGAAUUCGCCGAGUCGUGCGGCCAACGCGCGAGGAUGUGCCUCGACAACUCGACGCUCUUCGGCUUCGCCAACAACACGACCAUCCCCGAGCUUCCCAAAGAUUUAAAAUUCAACAACAAUCACCUGGUCGUCAUUAUCGUCUACAGCAUCCUCUUCGUCAUCGCCGCCAUCGGGAACCUCACCGUCUUCAUCACUCUCGUCCGGGGAAGACACAGGAAGAGCAGGAUAUCCUUGAUGAUCACUCACCUGAGUGUGGCCGAUCUCUGCGUGACCUUCAUCAUGAUACCCUUAGAGAUCGGUUGGCGGAUCACCAUCCAAUGGUUGGCAGGGAAUAUAGCUUGCAAAUUCUUGUUGUUCCUUCGGGCGUUCGGACUUUACCUUUCCUCCAACGUCCUGGUUUGUGUUUCGGUAGAUCGGUAUUUCGCUAUUCUGCAUCCGCUAAGAGUGAACGACGCGAGGCGACGGGGCAAGAUCAUGCUCCUCAUUGCUUGGAUCUUCUCAUUCAUCUGUGCUCUUCCUCAGGGGCUGUUUGUGUGGACUGGUUCUAAAAGGACACGGCUGCUAUACACGUGCUCUCAAAGGAUCAAAAAGAAUUUAAAACUAAAUACUUGUAUUUAA